This is a messenger RNA of Eptesicus fuscus (big brown bat), 2371 nucleotides long. RefSeq names its product pseudouridine synthase 3 (gene PUS3). Gene Ontology annotation, cellular component: nucleus; cytoplasm. Bases 336 to 1778 code for a protein of 480 amino acids. The record is from RefSeq and is a predicted model, not a curated record. Gene Ontology annotation, biological process: tRNA pseudouridine synthesis; mRNA pseudouridine synthesis. Gene Ontology annotation, molecular function: RNA binding; pseudouridine synthase activity. Lineage: Eukaryota; Metazoa; Chordata; Mammalia; Chiroptera; Vespertilionidae. The transcript has 5 exons.
CCGCUUGGCCCAAGAUGGGAAUGUAAACGUGGGGUUUGGAGGGUGGGUUGUCUUCUGGGUUCUACAGAAGAGGAACGGACGAAUGGACCAAUAGUUGGACGUUUCUCUCUUCCCGGCUCCCUUUUCAUUCCUCGAUCUUUUCAGGAAAGUGCCGGUUUACGGGAGUGGGACCUGGGUGUGUGUUCAGUGCUUCUUGGAGCUCCUCGCGGAAACUCGCCACAGGAGGAGCGGUUACUUUAAUUCGAUUCUUACAGGGUCCUCGGACUGUGGAGUGAAGCCUCUGCUGUCUCGGUAGUGCGGACCCUUAUGAUUCAUUUAUUCCUGGAGUUCUUAUCAUGGCUGAAAAUGGCAUAGACAGAAUCCAGACUGACAAACUCCUAAAAAGAGUACAAGAACUAGAGCAGGAGAUAGAAAGACUUAAAAAAGAACAGGCCAACACCAAGGACUCAAAUGCUAGAGAAAAUGCUUCAGGAGCUAGAAAAGCUAAGCGUGCAUUUGACUUCAGUGCUCAUGGUCAAAGACAUGUAGCCCUAAAGAUAGCCUAUCUGGGCUGGGGAUACCAGGGCUUUGCCAGUCAGGAAAACACAAACAAUACAAUUGAAGAGAAACUGUUUGAGGCUCUAACCAAGACUCGACUAAUAGAAAGCAGACAGACAUCCAAGUAUCACCGAUGUGGACGAACAGACAAAGGAGUUAGUGCCUUUGGACAGGUGAUUUCUCUGGACCUUCGUUCUCACUUUCCAAAGGGCAGGGAUUCAGAGGAUUUUAAUUUAAAAGAUGAAAUCAACGAUGAUGCUAAAGAGAUCCGUUAUACUCACAUUCUCAAUCGGGUGCUCCCUCCAGACAUCCGUGUGUUGGCCUGGGCCCCUGUGGAGCCCAGCUUCAGUGCUAGGUUCAGUUGUCUCGAGCGGACUUACCGCUACUUUUUCCCUCGUGCUGAUUUAGACAUUGUAACCAUGAACUGUGCAGCUCAGAAGUAUGUCGGCACACAUGAUUUUAGGAACUUAUGUAAAAUGGAUGUAGCCAAUGGAGUGAUCAAUUUUCAGAGGACUAUUCUGUCUGCUCAAGUACAGCUAGUGGGCCAGAGUCUGGCUGAGGACAGAUGGCAAGAACCUUUCCAGUUAUGUCAGUUUGAAGUGACUGGCCAGGCGUUCCUUUAUCAUCAAGUCCGCUGUAUGAUGGCUAUCCUUUUUCUGAUUGGCCAAGGAAUGGAGAAGCCAGAGAUUAUCGAUGAGCUGCUAAACAUAGAGAAAAAUCCCCAGAAACCUCAAUACAGUAUGGCUGUAGAAUUUCCUCUAGUCUUGUAUGACUGUAAGUUUGAAAAUAUCAAGUGGCUCUAUGACCAGGAGGUUCAGGAGUUCAAUAUAACCUACCUACAACAACAGUGGGCUAAUCAAGCUGUUAAGACUCACGUGUUAUAUAGUAUGCUGCAAGGACUCGAGUCUGUUGCUGUGCCCUGUGAGACAGGAACAAAGACGGAUGAAGUAAUAGAAUGGAGAAAUGUUAAGCCCUCUGUCAUAAAGCAGACCAGUGCCUUUGUAGAAGGAGUGAAAAUGCGCACAUAUAAGCCCCUAAUGGAUCGUCCUAAAUGCCAAGGAUUGGAAUCCCGGAUCCAGCACUGCGUACGUAGGGGACGCAUUGAAUACCCACGUUUAUUCAAUGAGGCAGAAACAAAAGCCAAAAGGGAGUGUAAUGACUCGCCAGAGGAAGAAAAUGCUAUUUUAGAGAAACCAACAAAGAGAGUCUGUGUUGAUACAGAAAUUAAAAGCAUCCUUUAGCCCUAAGUGGUUUGGCUCAGUGGAUAGAGCGUUGGCCUGCGGACUGAAAGGUCCCAGGUUCGAUUCCGGUCAAGGGCAUGUACCUUGGUUGCGGGCACAUCCCCAGUAGGUGUGCAGGAGGCAGCUGAUCGAUGUUUCUCUCCCAUCGAUGUUUCUCUCUAUCCCUCCCUCCCUUCCUCUCUGUAAAAAAAGAACAAAAAACAUCAAUAAAAGCAUCCUUUAACCACAGAAAACUCUCCAGGAUCUAGGAAGCAACAACUAGCUAAUGGUAGGUGGGUAAAAAGGAAAUACAAAAUUUACUGCAAUAAGUCCUAAAGAAUUCAGAUGAUCAGUUCUUAAAAGAACAAAACCAAAAAGACCAUACGCUCUAUUUAAGGAUGUUCAAGCUUCAACAGGAAACCAAACAUUCAUUCCUGUCUAAAAGCAUUAAGAGAUGGAAGAAGCCAAAAGCAGAUGUAAAAUGGAGAUGUAUUUACAUACACCUGGAAACCUGUGCCUCAUGUUCAAAUUUAUUAAACCUGAUCCUGCAAGUGUCUAUAAUUUGUUGUGCUAUCCUUUUCAAAAGCAAAUGAAAUAUUCACUACCCAUCUGAA